AGCAUUUGUUAAUUAUUACAAACCGAGAGAGUGCACAUUAGUUCGAAACACAAGGCUUAUCUUAGUACAAGAUAAAAUAUUAUAGGAAAUAGACAAGGUGCUCAGUUGGAAAUCCAAAACUGCACAAAAUGUUUUUGGACAUUUCUGGUGAAUUAUAAAGGUGAAGCCAUGGAGAGUUAUUCAAAGUAUGUGGUUAUAUGCCAACACGAGGAGUUAUUUGCAUGGAAAAAACAAGAGUCUCCACCAGGAAUUUUCUCAAGGUUUUUAAACAAUGUUCUUCAAUAAAAAAGUCUUGAAUCCUGCGAUCUCUGCAUAAUAUUCAAGAACAUCUAUCAUCAAAUGCCUAUAAUAUACUGAUUCAAAGAAAGAGCUUGCCAAAUGGAUAGAUACUACCAAUGGACUGGAUUGAUCUUGAGUCUUUUAACCAUUUUGUCAGAUCCAGGGUUUGGUGCCUCCAUUAUAGAAGGCCCCCAAAACCAAACAGUUCUUGCUGGCUCAGAGGCCCGAUUUAAUUGUACUGUGUCAGAAAGAUGGAAAGUUUUGAUAUGGCUUUUUGAUGGAAAUCCUCAAUUGACUCUAAUAUGGAAUGGAACAUCUUUUGAUUCACCACGAUUCAGUCAGCAAGGUCAUACAAGUGGUACCACCUUUACCUCAGAGUUAACGAUUGCUGAUGUCAAACUAACUGAUUCUGGACAAAUAAAAUGCAGCAUCCAGAAUGACCAGGACAAUAAAUAUGCAUAUCUUUCUGUACAAGUUAAUGGAUCCCUGAGUAUCAAAGAUAACGACUUCACUGUAAAAGAGAACCAAACAAUUGAAAUAGUUUGUGAAGCUCUUGGAUGGGCUCCAGCCCCACAUAUAUUCUGGAUGGAAAAUGAUAUAUCAUUAAGUAAUUCAAAGUACAUUACCAGCCAGAGCCCAGGAUCAAAUGGCUUGUACAAUGGAGAGAGCACCCUAAGGCUGACACCAAUGACCAGUGUCAAUGUGACUUGCUUAGCUGCCAUAGUUGCGCUCUCCAGACCGCAGAUUGCAACUGUUGCUGUCACUGUGUAUCAACCUGAAAAAUCUGGUAAUGAUUAUGCUCGAAUCCGAACGAUAAUUUUAGCAGUUGUGUUGCCAAUUGUGGCUUUACUGCUUGUGAUCCUCAUUAUUCUGCUUAUUGUAUGCUGCAAAAGAAAAAAAGAGUCAGACUAUCAAAAGGAGAUAAAGAAGAAUACUGCUGAAACUCAAACAACUAAUAGAAAUUUGGGGACAAUUACACAUAGUGGAAAUGAAAAUUAUGGCUACGAUCCAGAAGAAACAAUGUAUGAUACUGUACAAAUGAGAGGAAUUGUCCCUGUUAGUCCUAGAAAUUAUGGCUUGAAUCAAGAUGCAAAUCCAAGGCCUCCAUCAGAGGUCAUCUACAAUAGACAUUAUGGUGAAGCAUUUCCUUCGAGACCUACUGCUUAUCCAGUCAAUCCCAGGAAAAUAAGGAAUGUCACACAUGUAUAAGACAAUAUUAUCGAUAGUUGUGGUUGGGUGUCACAUCUUCCAGACAAUCAACCUGAAAAUUCAGUACAAAACAAUGCAUUUUUCAGCAGUGUAUCUGAGAACCAGCAAUUACAUCUUGUUGAGAAACUUUCAGAAGUCUAAAAUACUUUCUUUUGGGGGGAAAUGUAACUUAAAUAGUGGGCAUGAUGAAGAAUUAUGUGGAAAAUAAAUGCUUAUGUGUUAUCUUUAAUGGGCUGGUUGGUCUAAUAGAAGAUUUCACUCAAUUUUUCAUAUUCAUUCCAAAAUCAUUCAUUUACUUGUUCACUUAUACUGGUAUGUAAGACUAGAGAUUGAGAUAUAUAUGUGCUUAUAAUAUAAGCAAUAUAAAAAGUAAUAUUUAUUACAUAUAUUUUUUUUCUCUGGUUUGCUUAGAAUGGAUACUACUGACACUGCAAGUAGAAUAAAGUAAGCACAUCUAGGGAUGAUCAAAGCAGGUACAUAUUGGAGUGGUUAACAGCUAUUAAGGCAUUAUGAAAUCAUCUUUUUUUAGUAAAGCUGAUGUGAAUAUAUGAGGAUUUAAAAAUAUAUUCACCAUUUUUAACCUUUGUUAUACAAAUCUAUAACACUUGUCAUCUUAAAUGCUUAUUAUGAUUAUCUCAGAUCUAGCUAGCAAUGUUUCAACAAUUCAACAAUACAAUAAUACCACAAACUAUUGCUCUGAA
This is a messenger RNA of Anolis carolinensis (green anole), 2189 nucleotides long. It is a transcript of the gene igsf5, whose product is annotated as immunoglobulin superfamily member 5. The transcript has 10 exons. Lineage: Eukaryota; Metazoa; Chordata; Lepidosauria; Squamata; Anolidae. The record is from RefSeq and is a predicted model, not a curated record. Gene Ontology annotation, biological process: cell-cell adhesion. Bases 379 to 1488 code for a protein of 369 amino acids. Gene Ontology annotation, cellular component: cell surface; bicellular tight junction.